Molecule: messenger RNA, 242 nt
Organism: Racocetra persica
Lineage: Eukaryota; Fungi; Glomeromycota; Glomeromycetes; Diversisporales; Gigasporaceae
Source: the annotation of a GenBank genome assembly
UCAUUAAACAAAAAAGCUAUGAUAAAGUGACAAAACUUUACAAAAAUGCAGAGAGGAACUUUGAAUUCAAAGAAAUUGUAGCAUUUUUUGUUCAGAUAGAUGAAAAGACCAAUAUAUUUAUAUUUGAUGCCAAAACAAAUUUAUAUAGAUCAGAAGUCGCAGUGCAAAUAAUUAAUGACAAGUUAAAUAAUUUUCAAUAUAAACCAUCUUCAUUGAAAAGAAAUAAUGAGAAAGCAAAUACC